Messenger RNA from Diaporthe citri, 1941 nucleotides. RefSeq lists its product as uncharacterized. NCBI's taxonomy places the organism in Eukaryota, Fungi, Ascomycota, Sordariomycetes, Diaporthales, Diaporthaceae. Gene Ontology annotation, cellular component: extracellular region. The transcript is spliced from 4 exons. Bases 1 to 1941 code for a protein of 646 amino acids. Gene Ontology annotation, molecular function: FAD binding; hydrolase activity. The record is from RefSeq and is a predicted model, not a curated record.
AUGAGCGCCUUGGUCCAAGUCACGGACUUUGGUUCGAACCCGACAGGGCUCCAGAUGUACAUCAAUGUUCCAGCCAAGCUCGCAACCAAGCCAGCUGUUAUCCUCGCGCUCCACGCUUGCGGCGGUAACGGGCCAGGAUACGCCCAGCAGACCAAGUACAACACCUUGUCCGAGCAGUACGGCUUCAUCACCAUCUUCCCAAGCACCACCAAGGACUUCAACUGCUGGGACGUCGCAUCUGCCAAGUCCCUCACCCACGAAGGCGGCGGCGACACACAGGGCCUCUCCAACAUGGUCAAGUACACGAUCCAGAAGUACGACGCCGACACGUCCAAGAUCUUCGUCACCGGCACCUCGUCCGGCGGCAUGAUGACCAACGUCCUCGCGGCCACGUACCCGGACCUCUACGCCGCGGGUUCUGCCUACUCCGGGGUCGCUGCGGGCUGCCUCGCCGGGUCGCCCGGUGCGUCACCCAUCAGUGCGGACCCUGCCUGCGCGAAUGGCGACGUCCGGAAGACGCAGGACCAGUGGGCGGCGCAGGUGAAGGCCAUGUACCCGGCAUGGACCGGUCCGUACCCACGGAUGCAGACCUGGCACGGCACCGCGGACAACCUGGUGUUUUAUCCGAAUCUGGCUGAGCAGAUCAAGGAGUGGUCUGGUAUCCAUGGUGUGGCAUUUUCGAAGAAUAACACGAACACGCCGCAGUCUUCGUACACACAGAUGGUGUAUGGGGAUGGCACGAAGCUUGUGGCUUACAGCGCGCAGGGUGUCGGGCACACUGUCCCGCUAGGCCUUCUGGAGCGCCUACAACAGCUCGGAGAGGAGAUGGGGCGUACCACGACGGUCACUCUUGGGGGAUACAAGUACAAGGAGACAUGGGCUACAGAGACUAUGACGAAGAAUCAUGGUGCUCGUGCGACCGUCUUCCAUCGGGCUGAUGUCGUAUCUCUGCUAUAUGACAGCCUCAGCAAAGAUGAUAAGGCGCGAAUCCUUACAGACAAAACCGUGACCGACAUUGCCACCGAAAAUGGCGGAAUCGAGGUUCGUUGUGGCGAUGGAAGUACAUUUCAUGGGUCCAUGGUCAUCGGAGCAGAUGGUGUCAACAGCAAAGUCCGCCAGAAAAUGCGUGAGCUCGCGAUCAAAUCAUCAGCACCACACGUCAACGUGGAGAAGCCGUACCUUUCUGCGUACAAGGUGUUGUGGUGUACCUUUCCUCGCCAGCCAUGCAAUGACCCAGGCGACACGGUAGAGAUCCACGGAAAGGAUGUCUCACUCCAGUGUCUCAACAGCCAGAACCGAUCAUGGCUGUUCAUCUACGAGAGGCUCGGACAAACCACGCGGGAGCGAGUCUCUUACUCACAAGAGGAUGUCGAGGGUUUUGCCAAGCGACAUGGUGAUCUCGCAAUCGGCGAGCAGCUCAAGGUCAAGGACGUAUUUCCCAAGCGCUACACGGCAGGCAUGUCCAACUUGGAAGAGGGCAUCGUCAAGCACUGGAGCUGGGACCGCAUAGUGCUCGUCGGAGACGCGUGCCACAAGUUUACGCCGAACCAAGGUCUCGGUUACAAUAACGGCGUCCAGGACGUCGUCGCCCUAGUGAACGAGCUGGACCGCGAGAUUUCGGCCGAGUACCGCUCUGGAGGCGCUGUGUUGCCUCUUGAGUCUCUCACUGGUGCUUUCUCGCGGUACCAAGCUGCCCGGAUGAAGCUCCUGCGAAAGGAUUUCAAUGCCUCGGCGGGUUGGACCCGCAUGUCAGCCUGGAGUAACGGUAUCAAUCAUCUUUUGGAUCGUUAUGUUCUGCCGGCGAUUCCCAAAUUCGACGAGUUUGCGAUCACUUAUUUCAUUUCUGGGCUGGUCAGCAAGACGCUUGUUAUGGACUUUAUCGAGAGUGAGGAGCCGUUUCAAGGCAAGGUCCCAUGGAAGCAUGCCAUGAAAACUCCGUAA